AUGGACGGCGCUCUGCCGGAGAACGACGGCAUGCAGCUGCUGCGCCAUCAGUUGCAGGAGAUCAGGCAGCUUGCCAUCUCGACGGAAGAGAAGGCUCAGAGGAUGCAUUCGCUCAUGAUGUUGGAUUAUAUGAAGCAUCGGGCGCGGUUGGAGCCUGAGCCAUCGGAGAAGAGAGAGAGGGACAUUUCGAUGUCGCCCUUGCUGGCACCGGUCGAUCCGGAGAAUCCGUAUGAACUGCGGCCUGGGGAUUUGGAUGUUGCUGUCAGUCCGCUGCCGAAGAACCCGAGGGAUAUCGAGGGAGAAUUGGAUGAGGCGAUUGAUGAUGAGCAGCCCGAGUUGGGCUGCAUGCACUAUAAGCGCAAUGUCAAAGUGCAGUGCUAUGAUUGUCAUCGAUGGUUCCCUUGUCGGCACUGUCACGAUCAGGCGCGCGACUUGCCCUUCCCCCACAGCCUGAACCGCAAAAAGACGCAGAAUAUGCUCUGCAUGCUCUGUCAGACACCACAGCCCGCGGCGGAGGUUUGCAUCAAUUGUGGAGAGUAUGCGGCGUGGUAUUACUGUCCUAGAUGCAAGCUCUGGGAUAAUGAUAGCAAUAAGCGCAUCUACCACUGCGAUGAUUGUGGCAUCUGUCGGGUCGGCGAGGGACUGGGGAAGGACUAUGUGCAUUGUCGACGAUGCAAUGUGUGCAUUUCCAUCUCUACGUCGGCGGCGCAUCCUUGUAUCGAGAGGGCUACGGAAGGGAAUUGUCCGCUAUGUCUGGUGCCGCUGUUUGAGUCCCGGACGCCCGUGGUCAGUCUACCGUGUGGACACUAUAUGCACGGAGACUGCUAUAAGGAUCUCAUGGCUGUCACGUACAGGUGCCCGGUGUGUAGCAAGAGCGCGGUGAACAUGGAGUUGCAGUGGAAGAAGUUGGAUGAUGAGAUCGAGGCUCAGCCCAUGCCGGAUGAUGACGAGGUGUUACCGCUUGUCGAAGGGCAUGAAGACGAUGAAGAUCCUCAGCAACACCGUCCACGACAAGUCUGGAUUGGCUGCAAUGAUUGCGGAGGACGUUGUUGGACAAAUUUCCACUGGCUGGGCCUGAAAUGCGUCAGAUGCGACAGUUACAAUACCAACCAGAUGGCUCCUACUGCCGUGCAUGAAACGGAAGAAGAACGCCUCAUGCGCCAGCAACAAAUCCACCGGCAUGACUUCACCGGCGAUGCGGUUCUUCGCGACGCCGGUAUUGGCGUUCCUGAGCCCGAGAAGCAGUUCGCCAACAGUGCUCUCGAAGUACCAGAGUCCCCUUCACAACCCCCUCGUCAAGGGUCUACAUCUCCUCGACUCGCCAGCGGCGCCCAAUCUCUCGGACGAUACUUUGUACACGAAGAGGAAACCCGACGACCCAGUUUCUCCCGCUUCCCCGCCCCCAGCAUGCCCAAUCUGCCCACGCUCUCCGACAUGCCCCGGAUUCCACGAAUGCCCCAUCUCCCCCAUCUGCCCAAUCUUCGACAAAACCUCCCCAACAUGCCCAAUGUCGAACUCCCUCGCUUCUCACCCUACGAGAUGAUCGAUUCCCUGAGCAGGAGCCUCUCCCCGAUGCGCUAUUAUCUGAGAGGGUUGGAUCGAGAGGAUGAACUCGAUGAGAUCUGCGGGCAAGGGAGGAGGCCUACGAGCGUUCAGAGCGAGCCUUCGAAGUUGAGACUGGGCAGUGAGAGUGAGGGGAGUGCGGCUGUGGAUUCCGUUGGGCUUUGGGAUGAACACGAGGAUGAUGGGGAUGGGGAUAGUAUUCGUACACGUGCUGCGGAGGAGGACGACGAGGACGAUACGAGCGACGAGGAGGAGGAGGAUGCGGAAAUGGAAGAGGAGGAAGAUGAAGAAGAUGAAGAAGAAGAAGAAGAAGAAGAAGAAGAAGAAGAAGAAGAAGAAGAAGAGGCCGAGGGGAACGGGAGGAAUGAGAUGGAAUUGUUUGGACAUCGAUAGCUCUCGCUGCACCUAGUUGGAUGA
Lecanosticta acicola is the source of this 1980-nucleotide messenger RNA. NCBI's taxonomy places the organism in Eukaryota, Fungi, Ascomycota, Dothideomycetes, Mycosphaerellales, Mycosphaerellaceae. The record is from the annotation of a GenBank genome assembly.